This is a messenger RNA of Morchella sextelata, 1854 nucleotides long. RefSeq lists its product as uncharacterized. The transcript has a single exon. Gene Ontology annotation, molecular function: nucleic acid binding. Lineage: Eukaryota; Fungi; Ascomycota; Pezizomycetes; Pezizales; Morchellaceae. The record is from RefSeq and is a predicted model, not a curated record. Gene Ontology annotation, biological process: DNA integration. The annotation marks the transcript as partial.
UACCCCUAUUGCGAGUUCCCAUACCGUCCCCUAUUUACCCUCUUCGUACCCUGCGGAACACUCGCUACUCACCCCCUUGAGAUCUAUACGGAUCACAAGAACUUAGAGUACUUCUCUACAACCAAGGUCCUUAAUCGACGACAGGCAAGGUGGGCUGAGUCUUUGGCGGAAUUUGACUUUAAGAUUAUUUACCGCCCGGGAACCAAAAAUGGGAAGGCAGAUGCACUAUCGCGACGGCCGGAGUACCGUCCUGAAGGGGGAGGCACGCUUGGGAAACAGCCGAUAGACUGGUUCUUUAAGCCUGGACAGUUGGCGGAGGAAGAGUUUGUGGUAUCAGCGGUGUCGCUUGCCUCCAAGGGGGUGAUUGACUGGUCUAAGAAUUUUCUGGAUCAUGUCAGGCAGGCGGCAUCGGGAGACCCGAUAUGGGUAGGAUUGAAAAAGAGAGUUGAGCAGGGAGAGAAGCUGGGGGAACUAAAGGAUAUUGCUGAGAAAGACGGGUUACUCUUUUAUAAGAACCGACUCUACAUUCCGGCAGAUGACCGCAUCAAGAUCCGAAUCGCACAGGCAGAACACGAUUCGAAGGUGGCAGGACACUUUGGACAAGACAAAACUUUGGAACUCAUCACGCGUAACUUCUAUUGGCCAAAAAUGAACGAGUGGAUUGAUGAUUAUGUCCGGUCAUGUGACGAGUGCCAGCGCAACAAACCCAGCCGCCACAAGAAAUACGGUGCGCUUCUACCACUGUCCACGCCACAUUCUGUCUGGCAAUCGAUAUCAAUGGACUUCAUUGUGCAGUUACCGGAAUCAAAGGGAUAUAACCAAAUUUGGGUAGUAGUCGAUAGGUUCUCGAAGAUGUCGCAUUUUAUCCCCCUAGUAGCAGAAACGACCGCGCAGGAUCUAGCGAAGAUAUUCCUCGGUCAAAUCUGGCGACUCCAUGGCCUGCCCCUUGAUAUAGUUUCCGACAGGGAUGCCAAGUUUACUUCAAGCUUUUGGGCAUCCCUUAUGGAAUUAUUGGAUGUGAGGAUAAGAAUGAGUACGGCUUUCCACCCUCAGACCGAUGGGCAAACAGAGCGGGUCAACCAAACGCUCGAGCACUACCUACGAGCGUUCUGCAACUACGAGCAAGAUGAUUGGGCAGAGCUACUUCCGUUGGCGGAGUAUGCUUACAACAAUUCGGUUACCACCGCCACGGGUCAAUCUCCGUUCUAUACUAAUUACGGUUACAACCCAAGAACCAACUGGCCGACGGAAGCCGAAGUGGUCAACCCAACCAGUGAACUGUAUGCUCACUUCAUUCGAGGAGUUCACGAUUCUGCUCUCGCUCGCUUAACAGACACCAGGGAGAAGAUGGGGAAAUAUUAUGAUCGGAAAAGGGACGAACCGCCUAACUUCAAAGUGGGAGACAUGGUUAUGCUUAAUGCGACCAAUAUCAAGAAACGUCGUUCCACCAAGAAACUCGAUCAUCAGAAACUCGGUCCGUUCAAGAUUGUCCGACUAGCCGGAAAACGAGCCUGCAAAUUGGAACUGCCACCACAAGUCAAAAUCCAUAACGUGUUCCACAUUGAACUCUUGGAACGUUACCGACAGAGCAGUAUCCCAGGCCGUGAACAACGUCCCCCAACUCCCGAAGACGUCGAUAAGGAAGGAGAAGUUCUGUAUGAAGUGGAAAGUAUUGUGGGAAGCCGGAAAAGCAGAAGGGGAUUAGUGGAAUACCUGGUGAAAUGGCGGGGCUAUUCGAUGAGCGAGUGUACGUACCAAGUCAUGGAUGCUAUGAAUGAGGAGGUACUUGAUCUAGUCCGCGACUUUCAUCGGAGGAACCCCAAGGCCGUGAAGGACCAACGCCUGAGACUAUAG